AUGGAUUCUCAUAUAGGAUCUAUUGGUUUUGUUGCUCGUAAUUAUACAUGUACAAUUAUCUUGGCUGGAGCUCGACGGUUUCCUGGCAUAUUGGUCUCAAUUACUAUAGAGGCGUUGACACUUCGGACAUCAAUAGAGGAAUUGUUGCGGAUGGAUCAUCAGAAAUUGAUCUUUGAAGGGGGUUGUCAGAUUCUAAUUAAUGCAAUAAAUUCCUCCUCUAGCGAAGACAGAGAUGCCGGACUUAUCUUAGAAGAUAUUUUUAACCUAGUUUCUAAUUUUUCGGAAAUUAAGUUUCAGUUUGUAUCUCGCACUUGUAAUUGGGUAGCCCAUUCGGUGGCUAAAAAACCCUUGUCGAUGACUGCUUCUGCAUAUCUCAUCAUUUUAUUCUGGAAUGACUCACUCGUGCUUAUUGAGGAGUCAGAUUCAUACUCAUCAUUGUAUUUAUCGUAUUGA
Molecule: messenger RNA, 453 nt
Organism: Mercurialis annua (annual mercury)
Lineage: Eukaryota; Viridiplantae; Streptophyta; Magnoliopsida; Malpighiales; Euphorbiaceae
Exons: 1
Coding region: 1-453 (150 amino acids)
Molecular function (GO): nucleic acid binding; RNA-DNA hybrid ribonuclease activity
Source: RefSeq, a predicted model, not a curated record